This is a messenger RNA of Sarcophilus harrisii (Tasmanian devil), 972 nucleotides long. Its product is annotated as putative olfactory receptor 52P1. The transcript has a single exon. Bases 1 to 972 code for a protein of 323 amino acids. Gene Ontology annotation, biological process: G protein-coupled receptor signaling pathway. Gene Ontology annotation, molecular function: olfactory receptor activity; G protein-coupled receptor activity. The record is from RefSeq and is a predicted model, not a curated record. NCBI's taxonomy places the organism in Eukaryota, Metazoa, Chordata, Mammalia, Dasyuromorphia, Dasyuridae. Gene Ontology annotation, cellular component: membrane.
AUGCUGAUCUCCAACCAUUCUGGUGCUAUGACCUUCACAUUGUUGGGCAUUCCUGGUCUAGAGGCCCAGCAUUUAUGGCUCUCCAUACCCUUCUCAACCAUGUUUGUUGUCAUCCUCAUGGGCAAUGGUAGCAUUCUUUUUCUGAUAGCAACAGAGUCCUCCCUUCAAACACCCAUGUACUUUCUUCUGGCCCUGCUGAUGGUGUCUGACUUGGUAUCUAGUUUGGCUGUGCUCCCCAGGCUUCUCUGCCUCUUCUGGUUUGGUGCCCAUGACAUUGACAUCAAAGGAUGCCUUAUUCAGAUGUUCUUCAUCCAUUUUUCAUCUGUAGUACGUUCGGGCCUCCUUGUGGCAAUGGCCUUUGACCGUUAUGUGGCAGUUUGUGACCCACUUCGUUAUAGUACCAUACUCAACUACACCGUGGCAGGGCAGUUGGCUCUGGCAGCCUUUGCCAAAGGACUAUUCCUUAUCUUGCCUAUGCCAUUACUGCUCCAGAGGCUGACCUUCUGCAAGACAGUCAUUCCUCAUACCUAUUGUGAUCACAUGGCUGUUGUGAAGAUGGCUUGUAGUCAUACCAAGCCCAGUCGUAUCUAUGGAGUGUUUGUAUUCCUCCUGGUGUUAGGCCUGGACCUCCUGCUUAUUGGAAUCUCCUAUGUAUUCAUCUUACAUGCUGUGUUGUGCCUCUCAUCCCGAGAGGCCACUCUAAAGACACUUAAUACCUGUUCAGCCCACUUCUUUGUUAUCCUCAUCAGCUAUGUACCUGCACUUUUCUCCUUCCUCACUCACAGAUUGGGCCUUAUCAUCCCUCCUCAUGCACACAUCUUGCUUGCUAAUCUCUACUUACUUACAUCUUCACUGUUCAACCCUAUUAUCUAUGGAAUUAAGAUGAAGGAAAUCCGGGGCAAAAUGGCAAAGUAUCUGUGUAGGAAGGGUCCUUUGGUCACCAACCCAGGACACAAAGGUGGGAGUAAAUAG